AAUGUUGCUGAAUGAAUGAAUAAAUGAAUGAAUGAAUGGGUGGAUCUUUGAGACGGAAAAGGUCUUAGAUUCUUCUAGUCCAACCUUGCCAUUGUACAGAUUGGAAAUCUGAGGCCCAGGGAGGAUAAGAGACUUACUCAGGGUCACAGAGAGUGACUGGCAAGGUUGGGGCUUGGAGCACGGCCUCACCAGCAUCUAGCCUCGUCGCUUGGGAAGCAUUUUCAGAAUUUUUCCUCAGUAGCCAGGUCUGAGCUCUAAGCUGCGGGGGCCCUGAGGACGCAAAGCCUGGCCCCUGCACCCCCUGGAUUGGAACAGCAGGUGACCUCUGUUACCUACGUGGAGGCCACUCAGGGGGUCACCAGAGACAGGCCAGGCUGGUGUGUGCCUACGCGGGGAACAGAAGGCCCAUGUUGGGGCCUGGGGCUGGAAGUAGAACCUGAAGCGUGGGUUGGGGCAAGGGCAGCAGAAGCAAAUGCCUACAGGGGAGUCCACGUGGCCUUCCUGAGCCUCAGAGCGGGGUGCAGGAGCUGGGUAAGGCUGGCCGACCUGAAUUCCUUCCUCCCCUCACAUGCUCCUGGGGGACCCAGCCGCACGCAAACUCGAAUCUUCCGGAAGCAGCAGCUGUUUGAGGCUUGGGCACUUCCUGCUUUCUGGGGUACAGGGUUCAGGGGAUGACACGGAGAGCUGACCAGCAGGACUGUGCACUCCCUCCCCCACUCCCUGUCCCCUUUCAGCUGCCUUAGCCCUCAGAGGGGGAGGGACUGCUUUUCAUGAGGCCUUGAGCCAGGUACUAGGGGCAUGGGGGCUCCCUGUACCUCGAAGGUCUUAUCUGAAAGCGAGCCUGGAUUGUUCUGCUUAAGGUCAAAGCAGAGAGUACAAGGAGAGGGCGCAGGUUCGCGCAGCGGGGACUUUCUAGAACCCCAAGACGACGGUAGUGGCCGUGUAUUGAGCAGUACUGAGCACCUACUGUAUGCCGGGCUCUGUUCUGGGCACUGGGAUGUAGGUGACUUUGAACAGCUUCCGGAUGAUGUUGCCAUCUCGGCCAACAUUGCUGACAUCGAGGAGAAGAGAGGCUUCACCAGCCACUUUGUUUUCGUCAUCGAGGUGAAGACAAAAGGAGGAUCCAAGUACCUCAUCUACCGCCGCUACCGCCAGUUCCAUGCUUUGCAGAGCAAGCUGGAGGAGCGCUUCGGGCCAGACAGCAAGAGCAGUGCCCUGGCCUGUACCCUGCCCACACUCCCAGCCAAAGUCUACGUGGGUGUGAAACAGGAGAUCGCCGAGAUGCGGAUACCUGCCCUCAACGCCUACAUGAAGAGCCUGCUCAGCCUGCCGGUCUGGGUGCUGAUGGAUGAGGACGUCCGGAUCUUCUUUUACCAGUCGCCCUAUGACUCAGAGCAGGUGCCCCAGGCACUCCGCCGGCUCCGCCCGCGCACCCGGAAAGUCAAGAGCGUGUCCCCACAGGGCAACAGCGUUGACCGCAUGGCAGCUCCGAGAGCAGAGGCUCUAUUUGACUUCACUGGAAACAGCAAACUGGAGCUGAAUUUCAAAGCUGGAGAUGUGAUCUUCCUCCUCAGUCGGAUCAACAAAGACUGGCUGGAGGGCACUGUCCGGGGAGCCACGGGCAUCUUCCCUCUCUCCUUCGUGAAGAUCCUCAAAGACUUCCCUGAGGAGGACGACCCCACCAACUGGCUGCGUUGCUACUACUACGAAGACACCAUCAGCACCAUCAAGGACAUCGCGGUGGAGGAAGAUCUCAGCAGCACUCCCCUAUUGAAAGACCUGCUGGAGCUCACAAGGCGGGAGUUCCAGAGAGAGGACAUAGCUCUGAAUUACCGGGACGCUGAGGGGGAUCUGGUUCGGCUGCUGUCGGAUGAGGACGUAGCGCUCAUGGUGCGGCAGGCUCGUGGCCUCCCCUCCCAGAAGCGCCUCUUCCCCUGGAAGCUGCACAUCACGCAGAAGGACAACUACAGGGUCUACAACACGAUGCCAUGAGCUGACGGUGUCCCUGGAGCAGUGAGGGGACACCAGCAAAAACCUUCAGCUCUCAGAGGAGAUUGGGACCAGGAAAACCUGGGAGGAUGGGCAGACUUCCUGUCUUUGAGGCUAAUGGACCCGUGGGGCUUGUAAUCUGUCUCUUUCUACUAUUUACAUCUGAUUUAAAUAAACCAUUCCAUCUGAAAGGGG
Homo sapiens (human) is the source of this 2184-nucleotide messenger RNA. RefSeq names its product neutrophil cytosolic factor 4 (gene NCF4). The coding region runs from base 799 to 1992 and encodes 397 amino acids. Lineage: Eukaryota; Metazoa; Chordata; Mammalia; Primates; Hominidae. Gene Ontology annotation, molecular function: superoxide-generating NADPH oxidase activator activity; phosphatidylinositol binding. The transcript has 11 exons. The record is from RefSeq and is a predicted model, not a curated record. Gene Ontology annotation, biological process: phagocytosis; respiratory burst. Gene Ontology annotation, cellular component: endosome membrane; cytosol; cytoplasm.